UAGGUCAGGUAUGUUUUCAUGUGAGGUUUCUAGGCCUUCUCUGCGGCGGAUAUGGAUUCAUUCGCCUGGCUUAUUUAGUUAACAACCUAGAUAUUUAUAUAUAAUAACACACACACACACAAAAAUGUUUGGCCGUUCAAGGAGUUGGGUCGGAGGACAGGCGAAGUCCAAGAACAUUCACUCGUUGGACCAUUUAAAGUACAUGUAUCAUGUUCUGACGAAAAACACAACUGUGACUGAUCACAACAGGAACUUGUUGGUAGAAACCAUUCGAUCCAUUACUGAGAUUCUUAUCUGGGGAGAUCAGAAUGACAGCUCUGUGUUUGACUUCUUUUUGGAGAAGAACAUGUUUGCAUUUUUUCUCAACAUACUACGGCAGAAGUCCGGGCGUUAUGUGUGCGUCCAGCUUUUGCAAACGCUUAAUAUUCUUUUUGAGAACAUUAGUCAUGAGACGUCUCUUUAUUACUUGCUCUCCAAUAAUCAUGUCAAUUCCAUCAUUGUGCAUAAAUUUGACUUUUCCGAUGAGGAAAUUAUGGCCUACUAUAUCUCCUUUUUAAAGACUUUGUCUCUGAAACUCAACAAUCACACAGUUCACUUCUUCUACAAUGAGCACACUAAUGAUUUUGCCCUGUAUACGGAGGCCAUUAAGUUUUUCAACCAUCCAGAGAGCAUGGUCAGGAUCGCAGUCAGGACGAUCACACUCAAUGUGUACAAAGUGUCAUUGGACAACCAGCACAUGCUGCAUUACAUCCGGGACAAAACAGCCGUGCCCUAUUUCUCCAACUUGGUCUGGUUUAUAGGCAGCCACGUCAUUGAACUGGACAAGUGUGUGCAGACCGAUAAAGAACAUACGAAUAGAGGAAAACUGAGCGACUUGGUAGCCGAGCACUUGGACCAUCUUCACUAUCUGAAUGACAUCCUCAUCAUCAACUGCGAGUUUCUUAAUGAUGUGCUGACUGACCAUCUGCUCAACCGUCUCUUCCUGCCCCUGUAUGUGUACUCUCUAGUCAGCCAAGAACAGUCAGAAGAGCGCAAGAUUAACCCUCAGGUGUCACUUUACCUGCUAUCACAGGUGUUCCUGAUUAUCCAUUACCGGCCACUUGUCAACUCCCUGGCCGAUGUGGUUCUGAAUGGAGAUCUGUCCGUGUUCUCCUUGCAGACGGAGCAGAGUGCCCAAAAAGGUUUGAGCAAUGCUGGUGUGCGUCGUUUCGCUAAGCCAGCAGAAAGUUUGGAGCGUUCCCUGGAGAUGAGCCGUCAGAAGGGGAGGAAGAGGGCCCAGAAAAGACCCAACUACAAGAAUGUGGGUGAAGAAGAGGAGGAGGAGCGAGGUUCAGAGGAAGGGCCAGAUGAAGAGAAGGAAAAGGCUAAAGAGAUUGAGAUGGUGGUGAUGGAGAAGUGCAGGGUCUCUGAAGCGUCCACGUUAACCGAGCAGAACAUUACAGAUGAGGAGAAGAGUGCUGCGGCUGCAAGAUCUGAAGUCCAGAAAAGCAGGCCCUUCCUGGACAUGUUGUAUAAUGCACUGGAUUGCGACACUGAGGAUUACCAAGCUCUGUUUGUGCUUUGCCUUCUGUAUGCUGUGUCUCAUAGUAAAGGUAUAAACACGGAGCUCUUAGAGAAGAUCCAGCUGCCCGUGCCAAAUCAGGAGAGGAGCUGUUACAGUCAGGUGUUAGUAGAGAGAGUCAUCCGGAUUAUGAGUCAGGCCGCUCAGCCAGAUGGGAAGGUGCGUCUUGCCACCUUGGAGUUAAGCUGUUUGCUUCUGAAACAGUCCGUGCUAUCUGGCUCUCAAUGCAUUAUAAAGGAUGUCCACUUGGCCUGCAUGGAGGGUGCUCGAGAAGAGAGUCUUCACCUUUUGAGGAGGUUUUAUAAGGGGGAGGAGAUAUUCCUGGACAUGUUUGAGGAUGAAUACAGGAGCAUGAUGAGUAAGCCCCUGAACGUGGAGUAUCUUAUGAUGGACGCGUCCAUUUUACUGCCUCCCACUGGCACCCCCCUCACGGGCAUUGACUUUGUGAAGAGACUGCCGUGUGGAGACGUCGAGAGGACACGCAGGGCUAUUCGUGUGUUCUUUAUGCUGCGCUCGCUGUCCCUUCAGCUGCAGGGGGAACCAGAAACUCAGCUUCCUCUCACUCGACCUGAAGAUCUCAUCAAGACCGAUGACGUGCUUGACCUUAAUAACAGUGAUCUUAUUGCUUGUAUGGUGGUAAGUAAAGAAGGGGUUCAAGCUCAGCGUUUUCUGGCUGUGGAUGUUUAUCAGAUGAGUUUGGUGGAACCAGAUUCCAAACGUCUGGGCUGGGGUGUUGUCAAGUUUGCUGGACUUUUGCAGGACAUGCAGGUUUCCGGUGUAGAAGAUGACAGCAGGGCUCUGAACAUCAUCAUUCACAAGCCCACAUCUAACCCUCACGCCAAGCCCGUCCCUAUCCUGCAAGCUAAUUUCAUCUUCGCCGACCAUAUUCGCUGCAUCAUCGCCAAACAGCGACUCGCCAAGGGCCGCAUCCAGGCCCGGCGCAUGAAAAUGCAGAGGAUAGCAGCUCUACUGGAUCUUCCUGUCCAGCCUUCAACUGAAGUGCUUGGCUUCAGUCAGCCAUCAGUUGCAUCAUCUCUGCUGCCUUUCCGUUUCUAUGACCAGUCCAGACGAGGCCCGGCAUUCGCCUCUGUAGAUAAAGUUCCAGGUUUCGCUCACAUUGCCCAUCAAAGCUCCACGUCAGCCUCUUCCCCCUCACCUCCUUCUAGUGGAGACACCGGACCCAGCGACCCGGCAGCAACCAGCAGUGCAUCCACACACAAUGUCGCACAAAGUCAAACAGGCCUCGCCUUGGCCCCAAGCCUCACCCCUGCGCCACAGCCCACCAUCUCUCUCCUGUCUGACAAUGAUGCCGAAACGCUGAGCGUCGACUCUCUGACCCUACUGCCCCCUGCCGACCCACCACGCCUGCGCUCGUUCAGCACCCAGUCCUCCAUCCAGGAUGAGGAGACGGCGACAGCAGAAGAUGAUGAAGGAAUUCCAACUGUUACGCAUGAGGACAAGAAAGACAUUUCAGUCAUACUCGAGGAAGAGGAGGUGUCUCCUGAGUCUGAACCGUCAGACGUGACGCUUAAGGCAGAACCUGAUGAUUCAACAACUGUCGAGGUUCAAAGGGAGGAAUCCGAAACGGACUCUGCAGGCGUCACGGCUAACCAAGAGGACAAACCUGACCUUGAGGAGGAGACUGCAAUAGACUGAGGCUAAAGACUAACAAUCCUAAAACUCUGAGCCUAAAUGUUUUUCAAAAAGGAAUAAUUUGAUUGGUCAUUCCUUGCCGUUUCAGUACUUUAGAUUCAUCAUGACUGAAUUUUUGCACAAUCACUGAUUGUGUCCUAAAUCUGCACAGGCUAGUUAAGCUAGUUUGUACAUGCUUUUGGCCUAGUGGUUAAGGGCGUCGUGUGUAGGCAACCACUUUAUCAAUACUCACUUCUGUUGAUUUAACACUGCGGUUCCAACUUUGAUGUAUUUCGUGAGACAACAGCGCUUUGACAAGAACAAUGAAAUUAUUGAUGGUCACGUGAGUUGCUAAAAGCACAGCCUGUGUGUGUGUGUGUGUGUGUGUGUACGUGUGUGAUUGUCUCCUCAUUGUGUGUUUGUAAUGAUUUUGUAUGUAUGAUUUUAUAAUACUGAGCAGGCAAACAGGGAAAGGUUGUGUUUAUAUAAAUAUGUAAAAAAUGAGAGGGUUAGCGGGACAUGCCCGCUUAAUUUUGCUAGUCUUAACACUGAGGAAUGUAUAAAAAAAAAUGUUGUCUGUCUAGCGGUGCUCUUUUCUGAAGUUAUAUUUUUUUGACUGAACUUUCAUUUGCACUUCAGCAGCGGAUUACUAAGAAAGCCUUUGUCUUUCGGAGAUUGUAAAAAAAUGAUAACUUAAAGAAUAUUUUGUGUCACUAAAAAUAAUCCAGUAUGACUAGCAUAUGUCAGCCAAUUUUUAAGGUUUCUUUUGUCCAGAGCAUGAUGUCACUGAUUUAAAAAUAUAUAAAGUUAUUUUUCUGAGAAUUUCUGUCACUGCCACCUUCGCACGUUUGUUAAGUUUGACUCUUAGCUAUUAAGUUUUCUUUAAAAUACUUUAAAUGACCUUAAUUACUUAAAAUGAGGCAAUGAGGUUUUCUUUUAACGUCUGUAUAAAAAAUUUCUACUGGACAUUAUCACAGCUUGGUGUGAUGUAGUUAUGCUUUAAUUUUAUUUUCCUACAGAUUCAAAAGGUUUGUCUGUUACCACUAAUGGACUGAAACUAACUAUUAAUUUUCGGUUUCUAGACGGUAGCACAUACAGACGUGCAUUCACAGUGUGUGGCGCAGAUGCUCUGAUAGCUUUAUCUGGAUUUAACUUUUAUUUACCACGUUAAAGCAAUAUAUUUAAUUCCGCUAAGUAUUUUGAGGAUGUCUGUUUUAAAAAAAAUAAGGCUUAAAAAUAAUGGCUUAGUUUGUAUACAGUGUAAAGAAUUGUUUCUGAUUUAAUGUUAUAAUUAAUUUACCAACUGGAGCUGUCAAGGUCAUGCAAUAAAUUAUUCUGAUGUAU
Paramisgurnus dabryanus is the source of this 4537-nucleotide messenger RNA. NCBI's taxonomy places the organism in Eukaryota, Metazoa, Chordata, Actinopteri, Cypriniformes, Cobitidae. The record is from RefSeq and is a predicted model, not a curated record.